This is a messenger RNA of Phytophthora infestans T30-4, 1317 nucleotides long. RefSeq lists its product as uncharacterized. The record is from RefSeq and is a predicted model, not a curated record. Bases 1 to 1317 code for a protein of 438 amino acids. NCBI's taxonomy places the organism in Eukaryota, Oomycota, Peronosporomycetes, Peronosporales, Peronosporaceae. The transcript is spliced from 3 exons.
AUGGAGAGAGACUGGCGUGCGGAAUAUGUGAAGGCGGCAGCACCGGCGGACGCUAGAGAGGGAUCUACGCCAACUGCGGACUCGCAACAGAGCACCAAGACACCUGUGGAUAGCGUUCUGUCCUUUCUUGACCUUCUACUGACUGAGGAAGGUGGCGAGUGGUGGACCAAGCUACAUCGUCGAGCCCAGCGUAUUGGUAAACGGAAGAGUGAUGACCAGGAGCCGAUGGCUCUGAACGAAGAGGACAAGCAACAGCUUAAAACGUUCAAGAAACGGCUGGCUGUAGUGGGUGGCCAACUCGUAAUUAAGCUGCCAGAGCUGAAUGCGUCCCUGGGCAGCAACGAGUCGCCUCGCAUCGCUAAAGUGCAUGUGCUGCUGCUACAGCUUGUGUGUCGCGUGCUGUACUACGGGGUUCUGACUCAGAAGAAGAAAGAGGAAAAGAAAAGACUGAAGAAGGAGAUCAGAGGUCUGAUGGACCGUGUGGCGCUGCUGCUGGACGCUGCAAACCCGCCUUCAUUGGCGGAUGAAGAUGCGGACGAACGCUCGCCGUUCCAAGAGUUCCUGCAACACGAAUUGGCCCCGAGAGUGCAGAUGCUGCAGCCAGGUCUAGUGCGAUAUUUACUGAGGAUAUACGAGCUGGAAGAAGAGAAGAAGCAAAAUAAUGACGAGGACAAGGACACGAUGAAAGGAUUGCUUCCAGCGUCUCCUCAGGCUGUAGCUACCGGUAAAAGCAGCAUUUUAUCAGCUCUUCGACAGGAACGACCAGUAAAACGAGCUCGCCCUGAUGCAAGUGCAUUAUUCAAGGAAGUUCAACUACCUCACCAGCUGCAGCAGAAGCAGCCACGGCCUCGAAAAGUUCGAGAGCUGGCUGGAAUGGCAAAAACUGGUUUGGUGUCGAGCGAUCGAAAGCCCAGCAAGACCGAUUUGCUGCGUCGCGCCGCUGUGAAAUCCAGCGCGAAAGGACCAGCAGCACCUCUUCUUCACAGAGCGAUGUCGGACCGUUCUAACUUUCCUAAACGGCAACCUGAAUCAUCAUCGUCGAGGGCUGCGGCCCAAGUUGGAGGCCCAGCUGCACCAGGGAAAAAUCGCUCACCGCCAUUACGCCGAGCCUUAACGACUUCGUCAGUUAUCAUGCGGACCCCCGACAGACCGAAGCGAAUGGCAGCACGCACAACCAGAAGAGUUUUGGUUGAAGCUUCUCCUCCGCUCCGUGGACCCGGCGGUGCGGGAGCUGCACCUCGUCUACUGCAGCCAAAAUCUUUAAGGCCCGGUGUCAAUCCUCCGUCUCUUUUCGGCAACGAUUCAACAUUUAAGUAG